GCGGAAGGCUGGGGGAGGGCGACGUAUUUCCGGCGGGGAGCUGGCGGCUGCCGAGGAAGGGGAGUCGGUGGCGCGGCGGCCCGGGGGCAGCCGGGGGCGAUUAAUUAAUCUUCAGCGAUGUCUUUCAUUUUCGAAUGGAUCUACAACGGCUUCAGCAGCAUGCUGCAGUUUCUAGGUUUGUACAAGAAAUCUGGAAAACUUGUGUUCCUGGGUUUGGAUAACGCGGGCAAAACCACUCUGCUGCACAUGCUUAAAGAUGACAGGCUGGGCCAGCACGUCCCGACACUACAUCCCACGUCAGAGGAGCUGACGAUUGCCGGAAUGACCUUUACGACUUUUGAUCUGGGUGGACAUGAACAAGCUCGCCGGGUGUGGAAGAACUACCUGCCAGCCAUCAACGGGAUCGUCUUCCUGGUGGACUGCGCAGAUCACUCGCGUCUUAUGGAAUCCAAAGUUGAGCUUAACGCACUAAUGACAGAUGAAACAAUAUCCAACGUGCCAAUCCUUAUUUUGGGUAAUAAAAUCGACAGACCGGAGGCCAUCAGCGAGGAGAAACUGCGGGAGAUCUUUGGGCUCUACGGACAGACCACGGGAAAGGGAAACGUGCCGCUGAAGGACCUGAACGCGCGUCCCAUGGAGGUGUUCAUGUGCAGCGUGCUGAAGAGGCAAGGCUACGGCGAAGGCUUCCGCUGGCUAUCGCAGUACAUUGACUGAUACUCGGACGGACAUAAAGAGUUUGUUACUCCUCUGGACUGAUCCUCUCCACAGCUUCCUACGGACUUUUCUAUUCGAACACGGAAAGGUUUUUCUCGACCGCAUCACCGUCAUCGACCAAGAGACUCCUGGUUUUCGGCUGCCCUUAUCGCGCAGUGGUGACGCAACUCUUUUCCACGCGACGGGGAGAUCCCUUUCGGUUCAGUUACGGUGCGACCCGGGGAGUAAAAACGCCGCGCGCUGUGCUGUAACAGCUGAAAAAGAGAGCGCGCCUCACCACUGUGGUUAAUUGACUUCAAAAAAGGAAAAGCAAUUAUAUUUUUUAAAGAAAGUGUUAAUGUAAACAGCGUCCCUUCUAACUUUUUAGUUUAACGUUCAUCUUGUUUAGUCCAGAGUCUGGUUAGGGGGUUUGGGUUGGGGUUUUUUUGGUUUUUGUUUGUUUUUUUUUUUUUUUUAAAUAUAUUUAACGGUAUUUAGAUAUUUCGCAAAUUACUGAACCAAGGUAUCACGAUACUAGACGUCCUCAAUAAACAUAGCAUUUGGGCUUAACCGAGCUGUAGGGUGGCUGUGCUGCGUCACAAUGCCGACCGACGACGAGGAGGGUGCCGGCGGGACGGACGUCCGCGAUCCGACCUUUCCGUCACGGGGAUUGAUUCGGUAGUUGUUGGGAGAGGAGCGCCCGCGAGCACGCCCGCUUUAAGGCGUCGGGGUGCGGUGACCGGCGCCUCGCUCCCGCACGAGGACGGCGGGACCCUCUUUGCGCCGUCGCGGGGAGAAGCCGUUUUCGGCGGUUGUAGCGUGGAAGUGCGUGACGUUUGCGUAUCGUGACGUUAUCGAUGUAGACUAAACCAGUUUCUUUUAUA
This is a messenger RNA of Grus americana (Whooping crane), 1577 nucleotides long. It is a transcript of the gene SAR1A, whose product is annotated as secretion associated Ras related GTPase 1A. Gene Ontology annotation, molecular function: GTP binding; GTPase activity. Gene Ontology annotation, biological process: membrane organization; vesicle organization; endoplasmic reticulum to Golgi vesicle-mediated transport. The transcript has 7 exons. The record is from RefSeq and is a predicted model, not a curated record. Bases 118 to 714 code for a protein of 198 amino acids. Gene Ontology annotation, cellular component: COPII vesicle coat; endoplasmic reticulum exit site. NCBI's taxonomy places the organism in Eukaryota, Metazoa, Chordata, Aves, Gruiformes, Gruidae.